Messenger RNA from Camarhynchus parvulus, 2781 nucleotides. RefSeq names its product histone-lysine N-methyltransferase 2B-like. Gene Ontology annotation, biological process: positive regulation of DNA-templated transcription. The annotation marks the transcript as partial. Gene Ontology annotation, cellular component: histone methyltransferase complex; nucleus. The transcript is spliced from 9 exons. Lineage: Eukaryota; Metazoa; Chordata; Aves; Passeriformes; Thraupidae. Gene Ontology annotation, molecular function: histone H3K4 methyltransferase activity; protein binding. The record is from RefSeq and is a predicted model, not a curated record.
GCUGAAGGAGGAGCCGGAGGAGCUGAUGAGCGACAGCUGCGGGUCCCCCGUGGCCCGGUGGCGCCCCUGGGCCGCCCCAGGCGGCAGCUCCGAGGACGAGGAGCCCGAGCCCCUCCCCCAGCCCGGAGGGGGCGGGGCCUCCCAAGCCCCGCCCUCCGGCCCCGCCCCCGCCCCGCCCCCGCCCCACCUGCGCUUCGAGAUCAGCUCCGAGGACGGGCUCAGGGUGACGGCGCCGAGCCUCGAGGGUGCGUGGCGGGCGGUGCUGGAGCGCGUGCAGGAGGCGCGAGCCAACGCGCACCUGAGGCACCUCAGCUUCGCAGGCAUGAGCGGGCUGCGGCUGCUGGGCAUCCACCACGACGCCGUGGUUUUCCUGCUGGAGCAGCUGCCGGGCGCCGGGAGCUGCUCCCGGUACCGGUUCCGGUACCACCCCCCCCGGCGGGACCCCCCCCACAGCGCCCCCCCCAGGAACCCCUCGGGCUGCGCCCGCGCCGAGCUGUACCUCAGGAAGUGCACCUUCGACAUGUUCAGCUUCCUGGCCUCGCAGCACCGCGCCCUCCCCCAGGGACCCCCUCCCCGCGAGGAAGAGGAGGAUGAGGUGCAGCUCAAGCCCACCCGCCGCGCCACCAGCCUGGAGCUGCCCAUGGCCAUGCGCUUCCGGCACCUCAAGAGAACGGCCAAGGAGGCGGUGGGCGUCUACCGCUCGGCCAUCCACGGGAGGGGCCUGUUCUGCAAGAGGAACAUCGAGGCCGGGGAGAUGGUGAUAGAAUAUUCCGGAAUCGUCGUGCGCUCCGUGCUCACCGACAAGCGGGAGAAGUUCUACGACAGCAAGGGCAUCGGCUGCUACAUGUUCCGCAUCGACGAGGCCGAGGUGGUGGACGCCACCAUGCACGGCAGCGCCGCGCGCUUCAUCAACCACUCGUGCGAGCCCAACUGCUACUCGCGCGUCAUCCACGUGGAGGGCCACAAGCGCAUCGUCAUCUUCGCGCUGCGCCGCAUCCUGCGCGGCGAGGAGCUCACCUACGACUACAAGUUCCCCAUCGAGGAGCCGGCCGCCAAGCUGCCCUGCAACUGCGGCGCGCGGCGCUGCCGGCGCUUCCUCAACUGAGCCGGGGACGGGGUCUCCGGGGGGCGCCCCGGGCGGUUUGGGGGCGUCGGGGUGGAGGUGUGGGAGGAUGGAGAGGUUCUGGAGGUGGUUGGAGGUGAUUGGGUGUUAUGGGGGGGGUUUGGAGAAGGUCGGGGAGGUGUGGUGGUCCACCAGGAGUUGUGGAGGUGAACCAAGACCCAUAGGGCUCAACAAAGAGUCGUGGAGGUCAACCAAGGAUUAUGGUGGUCAACCGAGAACCGUGGUGGUCAACCAAGAGCCAUCGAGAUCAACAAAGAGUCGUGGAGGUCAACCAAGAAUCAUGGUGGUCAACCAGGAACCAUGGUGGUCAACCAAGAGCCAUCGAGGUCAACCAAAGUCAUGGAGGUCAAUCAAGAGUUGUGGUGGUCAACCAGGAACCAUGGUGGUCAACCAAGUGUGGUGGUGGUCAGUCAAGAGUCGUGGAGGUCAGCCAAGAGUCAUGGUGGUCAAUCGAGAAUCAUGGAGGUGAACCAGGAGCCAUGGUGGUCAACCCGGAGUUGUGGGGGUCAACAAAGAGUCAUGGAGGUCAACCAAGCAUCAUGGAGGUCAACCAGGAGCCAUAGGGGUCAGCCAAGAGUCAUGGUGGUCAACCAAGAAUCAUGGUGGUCAACCAAGAGUCGUGGUGGUCAACCAAAAGUCCUGGAUCUCAACCAAGAGUUGUGGAGGUGAACCAAGAGUCAUGGAGGUCAAUCAAGAGUCAUGGAGGUCAACCAACAAUCAUGGUGGUCAACCAAGGAUGAUGGUCAACCAAGAGUCCUGGAGGUCAACCAAGAGUUGCGGUGGCCAAUCAAGAAUCGUGGUGGUCAACCAAGGGUCAUGGUGGUCAACCAAGAGUCAUGGUGGCCAACCAAGAGUCCUGGAUCUCAACCAAGAAUCAUGGGAAGAAGAUAGUGAGGUGCUCCUUGAAGCUGUAGAGAUGCCUGGGAACACCCAAAAAUCACGGACAGGUCCUGGAAGUCCUGGAGAUUCCUCCAGUCAAUCAAGAGUCGGGGAGAUCAACCAAGAGUCACGGGAAGAAGAUUUCAAGGUGCUCCCAGAAGUUCUUGAGAAGCCUCCAGUCAAAUGGAAGCUCCCAAAACCCAUGGGAAUGAGAUUUUGGGUGUUCCUGGAAGUUCUUGAGAUGCCUCCACUCAACUGGGAGAUUCCAAAAAUCAUGGGAACGAAAUUUUGGGGUGCUCCUCGAAGUUCUUGAGAUCCCGCCACUCAACCAGAAGCUCCCAAAAAUCAUGGAACGAAAUUUUGGGUGUUCCUUGAAGUUCCUGAGAUGCCUCCACUCAACCGGAAGAUGCCAUAAAUCAUGGGAAUGAAAUUUUGGGUGCUCCUCGAAGUUCCUGAGAUGCCUCCACUCAACCGGAAGAUGCCAUAAAUCAUGGGAAUGAAAUUUUGGGUGCUCCUCGAAGUUCCUGAGAUGCCUCCACUCAACUGGGAGAACCCAAAAAUCAUGGGAACGAAAUUUUGGGUGCUCCUGGAAGUUCCUGAGAUGCCUCCAACCCUGGGGACCCCCUGAGAAGAGACUUCGGGGUUCUCCAAGCGCCACCUCCAGCCCUGGAGACCCCACCCCACAAUGGGGCCCCCCAACCCCCCCCAUGGGCCCCUCCCCCAAUCCCCUCCCCCAAAAUGGGUCCAGCCCCUCCCCCUGCAGCAUUUUUGGGGCAUUU